This is a messenger RNA of Pleurotus ostreatus (oyster mushroom), 189 nucleotides long. RefSeq lists its product as uncharacterized. The transcript has 2 exons. The coding region runs from base 1 to 189 and encodes 62 amino acids. The record is from RefSeq and is a predicted model, not a curated record. NCBI's taxonomy places the organism in Eukaryota, Fungi, Basidiomycota, Agaricomycetes, Agaricales, Pleurotaceae.
AUGCAAUUCAUCCAGACUGUUGCCUUCGCCGUUGCCUUUGUCGCAGCCAUUGCCUCCGCCUCCUCGCUCACUGAGGACGGCAAGCCUUGCCCCAAGGCAGGCAGCUUGUGCACGGUGUCCAACCCGAAGGGCUGCUGCCCGGGCCUGACAUGCACUCCCAGCGGAACCAGCGUCGCGACCUGCGAGUAA